This is a messenger RNA of Musa acuminata AAA Group (dessert banana), 2715 nucleotides long. Its product is annotated as glycine-rich cell wall structural protein 1.8-like. Bases 69 to 2582 code for a protein of 837 amino acids. NCBI's taxonomy places the organism in Eukaryota, Viridiplantae, Streptophyta, Magnoliopsida, Zingiberales, Musaceae. The transcript has 2 exons. The record is from RefSeq and is a predicted model, not a curated record.
AUAAAUACUCAUGCUCUGUUUCACUCGAGUGACAUGCAUCGAGUUCUAAAGCAAUCUACUUGACAAGCAUGGCUUGUAAUAAGCUUCUUGCUCUUGUCUUCGUAGUCUUCAUUAGCAUUGGCCUUUCCGAUGCCUCCCGACUUAGCAAACUCUAUCAUAAAGGUGGCGGAGAUGGUGGUGGUGGAGGAGGUGUUGAAAGGUAUGGGGAACGGUAUGACGGUAGAAAUGGUAAAAGCAACGGCGACGAAGGAUAUGGUGUUGGUCAUGGAGGAGGUGGAGAAGAGGGAGGAAGUGGCUCGGGCUAUUGGUCAGGCAGAGGGUAUGGCACGGCCUCGGAUGACGAGUUGAAGAGAGUGUCUCAUCGAGAAUACGGUGGUGGGUCUGGGUAUGGUGAAGGUGAAGGUGGUGGGUUUGGAUAUGGGGAUGGUGUUGGGGUUCACGGUGGAGGAUACGGAAGAGGCGGAGGUGGUGGAGGUGGUGGCGGCUUCGGCGGUGGGCAUGGAAGUGGGAGUGGAUCAGGGUAUGGCGAAGGUGGUGGGUCUGGAUAUGGGGAAGGUGUAGGCGCUCACGGUGGAGGGUACGGAAGCGGCGGAGGUGGUGGAGGUGGAGGUGGCGGUGGUUCUGGCGAUGGACAAGGAAGCGGGAGUGGAUCAGGAUAUGGCGAAGGCGGUGGGUCCGGAUAUGGGGAAGGUGUUGGCGCUCACGGCGGAGGGUACGGAAGGGGCGGAGGUGGUGGAGGUGGCUUGGGCGGUGGGCAUGGAAGUGGGAGCGGAUCAGGGUACGGCGAAGGUGGCGGAUCUGGGUAUGGAGAAGGUAACGGCGCUCACGGUGGAGGGCACGGGAAGGGCGGAGGUGGUGGAGGUGGCGGUGGCUUCGGCGGCGGGCAUGGAAUUGGAAGUGGACCAGGGUAUGGAGAAGGUGGUGGUUCUGGGUAUGGAGAAGGUAGCGGCACUCACGGUGGAGGGUAUGGAAGGGGAGGUGGUGGUGGAGGUGGAGUUGGCUACGGUGGUGGCCAUGGAAGUGGGAGCGGAUCAGGGUCUGGAGAAGGUAACGGCGCUCACGGUGGAGAACAUGGAAGGGGCGGGGGUGGUGGAGGUGGCCAUGGAAGUGGGAGCGGAUCAGGACAUGGAGAAGGUGGCGGCGCUGACGGUGGAGGACAUGGUAGGGGAGGAGGUGGUGGAGGUGGAGUUGGCUACGGUGGUGGGCAUGGAAGUGGGAGCGGAUCGGGGCAUGGCGCAGGUGGCGGAUCUGGGUAUGGGGAAGGUGGAGGGUAUGGAAGCGGCGGAGGCGGCGGCGGCGGCGGUGGCCAUGGAAAUGGGAACGGAUCAGGAUAUGGAGAAGGUGGUGGGUCUGGGUAUGGCGAAGGUGGUGGCGCUCAUGGCGGAGGGUACGGGAAGGGCGGAGGAGGCGGUGGAGGCGGAGGCGGUGGGACUGGUGGUGGGUCCGGACAUGGUUCCGGCAACGGCUCUGGGUAUGGUGAGGGUGCCGGAGGGGGGAGUGCUGGAGGGUACGGCAAAGGAGGAGGUGGCGGCGGUGGCGGUGGCGAAGGGGGCGGCGAAGGCUCUGGACAUGGGGCUGGGCAUGGUUAUGGGGAGGGUGCCGGUGGGGGGAGUGCUGGAGGGUACGGCAAAGGAGGAGGUGGCGGCGGCGGCGGUGGCGAAGGGGGCGGCGAUGGCUCUGGACAUGGGGCUGGGCAUGGUUAUGGGGAGGGUGCCGGUGGGGGGAGUGCUGGAGGGUACGGCAAAGGAGGAGGUGGCGGCGGCGGCGGUGGCGAAGGGGGCGGCGAUGGCUCUGGACAUGGGGCUGGGCAUGGUUAUGGGGAGGGUGCCGGUGGGGGGAGUGCUGGAGGAUACGGCAAAGGAGGAGGUGGCGGCGGCGGCGGUGGCGAAGGGGGCGGCGAAGGCUCUGGACAUGGGGCUGGGCAUGGUUAUGGGGAGGGUGCCGGUGGGGGGAGUGCUGGAGGAUACGGCAAAGGAGGAGGUGGCGGCGGCGGCGGUGGCGAAGGGGGCGGCGAAGGCUCUGGACAUGGGGCUGGGCAUGGUUAUGGGGAGGGUGCCGGUGGGGGGAGUGCCGGAGGGUAUGGUAGAGGAGGGGGUGGCGGCGGUGGCGGAGGUGAAGGGGGCGGUGAAGGCGUCUCUAGCUACGGAGCUGGCCAUGGUUACGGGUCCGGUUAUGGGGAGGGUGCCGGUGGUGGGAGCGCUGGGGGGUACGGUAAAGGAGGCGGCGGCGGCGGUGGCGGUGGAGAAGGCGGGGGAGAAGGAUCUGGCUCCGGCUCUGGCCAUGGGUAUGGCUCAGGAUACGGCGAGGGUGCUGGGGGUGGGAGCGCCGGGGGUUACGGUAAAGGAGGAGGAGGCGGCGGUGGCGGGGGAGAAGGCGGGGGCGUAGGAUCUGGCUCCGGCUCUGUCCAUGGGUAUGGUUCGGGAUACGGCGAGGGUGCUGGUGGUGGGAGUGCUGGAGGAUACGGCAGGGGCGGCGGCGGCGGCGGCGGCGGUGGCGAAGGGGGUGGUGACGGCGCUGGAUAUGGUUCCGGGCACGGCUACGGCUCCGGAUAUGGCAGCGGCGGAGGCAAUGGUCACUACUAGAUUUAGUACGUGUUCGCGGCUACGGCAAUAAGAGCUGUGAUGUGUUAUCAGUGCUUCGGGUGUGGGAGACAGUCAACUAAGUGGUGUGUACUGCCAUAUAAGCUUUCUUACUGAUAUAAAGAAUGCUUAUGUA